This is a messenger RNA of Nilaparvata lugens (brown planthopper), 413 nucleotides long. RefSeq lists its product as uncharacterized. NCBI's taxonomy places the organism in Eukaryota, Metazoa, Arthropoda, Insecta, Hemiptera, Delphacidae. The transcript is spliced from 3 exons. The annotation marks the transcript as partial. The record is from RefSeq and is a predicted model, not a curated record.
ACAGCCAAUGCAACCCUGGUUUCUUCCUGGGAAUAGCACGAAGCAGCCGGCCAACGGUGGAGAUAUGCAGCACUUUGACUCGCAGAGCAUUGUGGGUCUGGUGGUUUGGAUGUGCUGUGUGUUGUACUCCAGUCUGCGAUCAGCCUCCAAGUCGGAUCGGUUCAACAUGUUCGAGCAUGCGCUGGUCGGCGAUAAUGGCGGAGGUCGCUCCCACGAUGUUAACCUCAUCGGCAAUGAAGAAGGCGGAAGUAUCGCUGGCGGGGAGUCUGAGCAGCGGCAGCCUCUGACAAGGGAGGCGAACACAGGUGUGGGACAACGAAGAAAAUGGCGUCGCCUACUCGUGGACAUUCUUCCAUCUGAUGUUCGGUCUUGCAACGCUCUAUGUCAUGAUGACGCUCACCAAUUGUACAAAC